CCAAGUGCAGACAUGUUGAGAGACAUGACGAGAGUAACUACUGUGCACUGCAGCUAAAGCAGUUAGCAUUAGAUUUUAGUGUCAUUUUAACACUACGUCAGUUCAUGUUGCUGCUGAUCUAAGCUAGGAGACACAUAAUGUCACUGAGUCUGCGUGGAGUGACAGUGAACUUUCCUUUUCCUCCUUAUGACUGUCAGAAAGACUACAUGAACAAAGUGAUUGAGUGUCUUCAAAGGAAGGUGAAUGGGGUUCUGGAGAGUCCCACAGGCACAGGUAAAACCCUGUGCCUGCUGUGUGCCACCUUGGCCUGGAGGGAGAACUUCAAGGACACCAUCUCUGCCCGCAAGAUAGCAGAGAAGCUGGGUGGGGAGCAGAUGUUCCCGAACACACCCCUGUCAUCCUGGGGAACGGCUGCUACGGAUGGUGACACACCAACCUAUUACACUGAUGUCCCCAAGAUCAUAUAUGCAUCCAGGACACACUCUCAGCUCGCUCAGGUUGUCAGUGAGUUAAAGAACACCUCAUACAGGCCGAAGGUGUGUGUGCUGGGGUCAAGAGAGCAGCUGUGCAUCAACCAGGAAGUGAUGCGUCAGGAGAGCAACCAUGUCAAGGUCCAUAUGUGCAGAAGAAAAGUCUCCACCAGGUCAUGUGUGUUCUACAAUAAUGUUGAAGAGAAAAGCACUGACAGAGACUUGGUGAACUCCAUCCUUGAUGUGGAAGACUUGGUCAAAUACGGCAACAAACACAGGGCCUGUCCUUACUACCUCUCCCGUUCCUUGAAGCAGCAAGCAGAUAUCAUCUUUAUGCCGUACAACUACCUGCUGGAUCCGAAGAGCCGCAGGGCGCACAACAUCGAGCUGAAUGGAGCCGUGGUCAUUUUCGAUGAAGCUCAUAAUGUGGAAAAGACAUGUGAAGAGUCGACGUCGUUUGACCUGACUCCCUAUGAUGUAGCCUCAGCCAUUAGUGCCGUGGACCGGCUGCUGGUGGAGCAGGCUAAAGAAGCCAGCCAUGAAGCCUCUGAAGAUUUCAACGUGGAUUCCCUCAGCUCUGAUCUAAAGAUAGACAUAGCCACCAUUGCUAAAGUCAAACAGAUUCUGCUGGAUCUGGAAGCUGCCAUUGAUUCCUAUGAGGUUCCUGGUGACAAAGGAAUCACAAAACCUGGAAUCUUCAUCUUUGAGCUGCUGGAGCGAGCUCACCUGACCUACAGCAGCAAGACGGCUGUCCAAGAAGCUCUGGAGCAGAUCAGUGGACACUUAGUAGGACAGGCGGGACUGUUCCUGAACACAGGUGGACUGGAGAAGCUGGCUAACAUCAUACAGCUGGUGUUCAGUGGUGAACCGUCAGACACGGACAGACAGCAGCGGAUGCAGUCCAACACGGCUCAUUUUAAGGUUCAUAUCCACAGAGACACCAGCCAGCACAGGAAAAAACCGAGCGCCGACAUGUGGGCUUCAUCCGCAUCAAAGAAACAAGGAAACAUACUGAGUUACUGGUGCUUCUCUCCUGGCUUCAGCAUGCAGGAUCUGGUGAAUCAAGGUGUCCGCUCCAUCAUUCUGACCAGUGGGACACUCUCUCCUCUGUCCUCAUUCACCUCUGAGAUGAGGAUAGAGUUCCCCGUGUGUCUGGAGAACGGUCACGUGAUUGAGCGGGACCAGAUCUUUGUCAGCAUCAUUGAACAAGGUCCAGAUGGAAUUCACUUAAGUUCAGCGUUUGAUAGAAGGUUUGUUCCUGAGAACAUGGCGUCUCUAGGCAAAACUGUUGCCAACCUGAGCCGUGUGGUUCCUCAUGGUCUCUUGGUGUUUUUUCCCUCUUUCCCUUUAAUGGAAAAAACCAUUGAGUUCUGGAGAGCUAAUGGACAUGCAGAUCGUAUUGAAAACAUAAAGCCCAUGUUUGUUGAACCUAAAGGAAAGGGAACCUUUACUGAGGUUAUUGACGGAUAUUACAACAAAGUCAAUGAUCCAGCAUCUAAAGGGGGAACCUUCUUUGCAGUGUGUCGAGGGAAGGCCAGCGAGGGGCUGGAUUUUGCAGACACGUUUGGUCGGGGUGUCAUCAUCACCGGCCUUCCCUUCCCUCCAAGGAUGGACCCUCGAGUCAUCCUGAAGAUGCAGUUCUUGGAUGAGAUGAGCCGGAGGAAAGCUCCAGGGGUGAAGUACCUGUCUGGGCAGGAGUGGUACAGACAGCAGGCGUUCAGAGCUGUGAACCAGGCCAUCGGUAGAGUCAUUCGCCAUAAGGAGGACUACGGAGCCAUCUUCCUGUGUGAUCAAAGGUUUAAGAACGCUAAUGCCCAGGCUCAGCUUCCAUCGUGGGUCAGGCCGUAUGUUCGGCAGUAUGAUGGCUUCGGGAACGUGGUCCGUGACGUCUCUCAGUUCUUCAGGGUGGCACAGAAGAUGAGACCUGUGGUAGAGAAGAAGACCGCUGCAGAGAGCAGUGGGGCGACGACUUUACCAGACUCUCAGUCCUCAAGCUUCACUUCCUGCUCAACCUCCCAAAGAUCCUCGGCCCAGAAGGCCAAGGUGUUGGACGCCCACCUUCCCAGCCUGAAGAGGAGGCGGCUCAAUGAGCACACUGGAGCAGGCGGGAUGGCCAGGAUCUGUAUCGAGUAUGAGUGCGAGGUGCAGGAGAGUCAGAGGAGACCGGCCAACCUGUUGGAUGCUCUGGAACGAGACGACCAUCACGGAGGAGAGGACGGUGAUGCUGUUGUGGGAGAGGAGAAGGCAAACCGUUUGUCCACGCUGUCUCUCCAGUAUGACAAGAGGAUGGAUGAUGAACUGCGAGGAGGAAAGCGUAAAAUCAAAUUGGUCCAAGAGCAGAAAAGCAGCGUGUCGGACGAUGUGUCUGAGGAGGGUAAAGCCAGCAGGGCGAAGACGUUCCUGGCAGAGAUGAAGAAGUCACUGAGCCAGGUCAACUUUCAGAGCAUCAUCCAGGCUCUGCAGACCUACAAGAAGACUGACAACCUGGACCUCCUGCUGACUGAGACAGCUGUCUUAGUUGAGGACACUAACAAUCACAGUCUGCUCCGCGGCUUCUACCAGUUUGUUCGUCCACAUCACAAGAAGAGGUUUGACGAGAGAUGCCAGGAGCUGACCGGGCAGGGCUGCGGAUACAAACCUGAUCACUCACUGUCAAAGGACGAGAAGAAAACGCUGAUGCUGCAGACUGCUACAGAAGGACGGCCCACUACAGGUCUGACCUCCUCCAAUCGGACGUCUACCUGCAGUCAGCUGAAUACACAGCAGCUCAACAAAGGAGGACACCAUCUAAACCAGCAGGGACUGAGAGAACCUCAGACUGGUUCUGCUCCAAAAAGCGAGGUCCACGCCGCUUUCCUGUGUGACGUGAAAAAAGCUCUUGGAGCAGAAAAGUCAGCUCAGCUCUUUCAGACCGUUCACAGCUACAAGAAAACAGACAACUAUGAAAACCUGGUGACCACAGUGGUGAGCUUGUUCACUGAGCGAGAUGAGGACUUCAACCUUCUAGUCAGAUUUGGCAUGUUUAUUCGCCCUCAGCAUAAGAAGCAGUACAAAGAGAUGUUGGAUUCACUGAUAGGUCAGUCGGUGUCUUCUGCUGCUGCUGCUGCUGGUGUUGAUGUUGAUGUUGCUCCUGUAAGUGAAGACCAGCAAAGCAAAGAUUCAUCGUCACCUCCUCUCAGGACACAAAGCAAGAUUUCCAGUUUUUUCUCAAGCAGCCAAAGAAAGUAGAACCUGUGAAGACGGAUCAAGCCACUUCGAACAGCUCAUGACUGUUACUGCUGAUGAAGAGGCCUGUGCUCAGGUCUGUGGCGGGAGUCUGCCUGUGUAGGUGUCUGAACCUUGAAGAUGGAUUUGUUGUGGUUGCAGACUGGAUUGAUGAAGCAGAAUUACUGUUGGACUCAAAGCCAAUGAAACUGACAUCUGUCACUACUGACAAUAAUCAACACUACAACAGUAUCCACAACAUGUCCUUUGUUUUUCUCCACUGACUCAGUGAAGCAGAGUAGAUCACAGAUUUAACUUGAUGUGCUUCAGGACAGGGGCUGUCAGGGAUUCAUAAUGUUACUGUAAGUAAAGCACAGCGCCAGGUCUGUCCCACAUCAGUGUCAUGACAAGUGAAAAUGUAAUAUUGAGAAAUAAAACAUUUUUAUUCAUUUUUUUUUUAAAUAUUUUGUAUUUAAUUAAAUUCAUAAACUCUA
Molecule: messenger RNA, 4168 nt
Organism: Seriola aureovittata
Lineage: Eukaryota; Metazoa; Chordata; Actinopteri; Carangiformes; Carangidae
Gene: rtel1
Product: regulator of telomere elongation helicase 1
Exons: 33
Coding region: 138-3698 (1186 amino acids)
Biological process (GO): negative regulation of t-circle formation; DNA repair; negative regulation of DNA recombination
Cellular component (GO): nucleus
Molecular function (GO): DNA binding; DNA polymerase binding; DNA helicase activity
Source: RefSeq, a predicted model, not a curated record